This is a messenger RNA of Colletotrichum orchidophilum, 750 nucleotides long. RefSeq lists its product as uncharacterized. The record is from RefSeq and is a predicted model, not a curated record. Lineage: Eukaryota; Fungi; Ascomycota; Sordariomycetes; Glomerellales; Glomerellaceae. The transcript has a single exon. The coding region runs from base 1 to 750 and encodes 249 amino acids.
AUGGGUCCCAAGAAAAUCUUCUCCAAAUCCGAGGCAAAUGAUCCAAUGACGGAGAAAAAACUGAUGAGCACCUAUGACAUCAAGAUAGCUGUAGCGGCCUAUCGUAUCCAGCGUCGCGUACUCGAAACACUUCACCGCACGCUCUUGGCCGAACUUCGGGAGGCCCACACCGUUGAACUCGAAGAUUUCAAAGAAAAUCUCCAUGUACAGACACUCAACUCACGCUCCACAUGUUGCGCAACAGCCAGGCAAACAUCAAAAUCUGGCAGCACUAAGGAACCCACCCCAUUCAAUGAUCGAAACAUGCCUGCAAGGAAGUGCAUCUGUCAGAGAAUGGAAAUUACACGGUUUCAAAUGCUACAAGCAAAGGAAAGAAAAAAGGCAGGAAAGGUUCGCAAGGAGGAACUUCAUGGGCUCAGAAGGGAGCACGGAGACCUGGUUAUCCCGGAGAAGAAUGGGGGAAUCACGGAAGGCGAUUGUGUCGAAGAGAUCAGCGCAAUUCUCGUUGACUGGGGACUAGCGAAUGUGGAAUAUAAUGGAGAGACUCGUCAAUGGGAGGAUGAUUUGGAGGAUAUGGUCGAGUUCCAUGUCCAGCACGAACAGGAUGAGAGGAAGCGGUUGCGGGGAGGCGUGGUCGGUCUGUUAACUCGAACGGGAAAGUUGAUCGGCAAGCACUCGGCCGAGACGGUUCUACUUGGCAUCGAAACUGACAGUAGCACUGAUGAUGAUACUUGUGAAUCAACUACAUGA